Catharus ustulatus (Swainson's thrush) is the source of this 10627-nucleotide messenger RNA. RefSeq names its product integrin subunit beta 4 (gene ITGB4). Gene Ontology annotation, cellular component: cell surface; focal adhesion; integrin complex. Gene Ontology annotation, biological process: integrin-mediated signaling pathway; cell communication; cell migration. The record is from RefSeq and is a predicted model, not a curated record. The transcript is spliced from 40 exons. Lineage: Eukaryota; Metazoa; Chordata; Aves; Passeriformes; Turdidae. Gene Ontology annotation, molecular function: integrin binding. Bases 2983 to 8625 code for a protein of 1880 amino acids.
CUCACAUGGAGACCCCAGCUGCAGGAGCACACCUGGGGAAGGCAACAAAACAAAACCAGGGGGAUUUUGUGGAUAAGUGAUGAUUUGAUUUGUGACUGGAGUGUUUGGUAGUUUGGGGGAGUCUGGUUUGAUAAUUUCUGAGUUUUGUAGCGUGGUCCCAGCAGCUGUGUGUCACUGGGAGAGAACAUGAGCUGUGCCCUGGGCUGUGGCUGCCCCGCUGUCCUCAGCACACACGGACAUGUGGAUGGUCCUGGAUGCCAGGGACCAGGGCCAGGCCCCUGCACAGCCCCCCACGGCUGCAGCCAUGAAAAGAGCAAUUCCCACCCGGGAGAGGAAAGGCUGUUCUUGGGAACUCAUUGCUUGAGCAUCUCCCUCGCUUUCCUGCUCCUGUGUCCCAUCGUGCUGGGUGUUCCCCAUGUGGCAGCUGGGACCAGGCUCCUGCUGUUGUUUGUGGCUCAUCACAACCUGCUCCUCGCUCCCUCUGCCCCAUCUGCCAUUCCACCCCAUGCCCACUGCACCAGUGGUUUGUUUGGAGCAUUGCCUGGAUUUUUGGGAUGAGGUAGCCAGGCUCAGGGGCUCUUGGCACACUCAGGUUUGCUGGCUGUGCUGAGGGGCAGGGCUGGGGGAGCAAGAGCAGACCAGGAGGAAAUGCUGGAGCAGGUCUGGGAAAGUGUAGGAAGUUUAUGUGCAGCCAGGAGCUCUCUGCCUUUCUCCUUUUGCACAAUUGAACAGAAAAUGUAUUGUUGCUGUCGUCAUGAAAACCCAACCAAAUCCUGCAGCUUUCCUGAAAUGAAAGUGGCAUUUUCCUCUCCAGAGGACACUUUUGAAAGUCAGGGGUGGCCGCUCCCUAUUUUUGCACAAAUUUUGCGGGCUGCAUUCCUGCAGUGGCCAUGCUCUGUGCCACCAGCACCCUGCCUGCUGGCAUCUGUCCAGCAAAAUCCUUGAAGGUUGGCGGCUCACAGGGCACCAGGACGUUAAUAUUGAGCAGGAUUUUAUGGCCUCUUAUCUCUGCACUUGAAAAGACAGGAUGGCAAUUUACGUGCCCGAGGCCCAGGGUGUGUCCGUCUGUUCUUUGGUUACUUUUUCCUAACCGGUGAUUAAAGGAAGAGGCUUUAGGUCCUGGUGAGCUGGGCAGUCUCAUCCCAUACUCAGUCCUUUCCCUGUGGCCCAUGCCAUGGUGGGAGAUGGGAUUUGCUGAGUGUUCAGGUGAUGUUUUCAAUUGUCUUUUCCUUCCACAGGCUCUGAGGAUUUCUCUCCUCUCUUUUCAUCCCACCUCUAAUUGGCACCUCCCCACAUCUUCCUAGCACGGUCCUGGGCUGGGGCAGAGCAAGGGAAAAACGAUUUUCCUGGUUUCAACAUCCACCUGUAUCAGUAGCAAGGGACACAAUAUUAGUCAGUGAGUGCUGGUGUGAGGACUGGCACUGAAGGAGUCACAGGCAUGUCCAGCACGAGGAAUUUUGGCCUCAGAGCCAGAGCUGCAACUGGGUUUGGGGGGACAAAGCCAAACCUGCAAAGGGCCUGACUGGGGACAGUCAGUGUGGCAGGGAGGGGAGCAGAGGAGUUCCCUUGGUGCAGUUACCUGGUUCAUUUUACCCAUAAGAAAAGCAGCUCAUUGGCAAAAUGGCACAUUGGCUCCAGCUCCUGAGGAGCAGCAAAUCCUCCUGGGCUCCCCUGCAGAGGCUGCCCUGAGGCUCCUGUGCUGCUCAGGUUUGAGCCACUGGGCGUUAAUGGCUGUGAUAAAUCCCUGUGGCACAGCUGGCAGGAUGAACCAGACACCAAAGCCUGGCAGCUGCUGCCUGGGUACCUGGGACUCCCACCAGGAGCCAAGUGCAGCCAAGGGAGAUGUCCUGUGGUGUCAGUGCUGGGUUGGUGGAGCCCUGUGUGACACCAGUUGCUGCAUUCAGUGUGUUCACAGAGGCCAAGUGUGAUCUGGUGCUUCUGACACCAGGCUGGGUUUUCCAGGGCUUUCCCUGCAGCCCAGGGCAGGCUGUGAGAGGCUGAGUCUCCAGCUCUGUGUGCUGGAUGUCCCUCAGGGAACUUGGACUUGUUACAGCACACAACAACUUUUCCUGUUUCCUUUCCCUGGUUUAAGUGAUUUUCACAUUCUUUUCAUUUUAGAGUCAGGGCUGACACAGCAAGAAGCUGUGAGACAAUUCAUUCACAUUUUAUAUUUCACAAUUGCAUCUACCAGGAAGGAGAUGCCUUAAUGAUAUCUUUUACACUGUUGUUUUUUCCUUGACUGCUCUGACUCUCCCUGCUGGGUGCAAGGAUGAACCUCUGGCACAGCAGCUGCAGAACUCGAGUUCCAGCUUUGUGCCUCUUGUUUACCACAUCCAAAUGCUGACUUCUGGAUGGCACCAAGAUUUCUCAGUCACGUGUGAUGCAGGGAGAAUGGUUCCCUCUGUUUAGGAUUUGAUCUCUGUGUCCAUCAAGAGGUCCUGCUGCCCUGGACAGGACAAGGGGGAGCUGCAGGCUCUCAAAACCACGGAUUCAUUCAAGCACUCCAAAACUCCAAGCCUGGCAUUUCCCAUGGCCUCGCCCUCUCUUUAUUGUUGGCUUGACCAUCCUGGAAACUCUUAGUGUGAUGGGAAAUAGCUGAAGGGAGGGGUCAGUGUUGCUUUCGCGGAGAGAUGUUGACAGUCACUUUGUUUUCCAACAUUUUUUUUCCCUAACCUGCCAGAAAAAGCAACAUCUUGGCCUGGCCAGUGCUCACACGUGUGGAUGGUGCUGGAGCCUCCUGUGCUCCAGCUGCCUGCACCAGCCCUGGUGCUGAGCUGGGCACCACAGCUCCAGGCACAGGGGUGGCAUUGCCAGGAAUUUUGAGCCUUUUGCAGAUGCCUGAGCAGAGGACAAAUCAUCCUUGGCUUUCCUUUAGUGCCCUGCAGAGCUCAGCAAUUGCUUCCAGGCUUGGCUUUCCCAGGAUGGGAGGGCUGUCCCAGCCUGCUGGGGUUGGGAAGGGGCUCUGUGGGGGCUGCCCUGCUCAUGUCCAGGGCCAUUUCCAUCUCUUGGCUCUCUGCAAUGUCACAAUCCCUUCGUUUCAGGAGGAAGAGGAUGAAUCUGCUGCCACGGGUGUGUGCCAGGCUGCUGCUCCUGUCCCUGCUCUGCACCACCAGCCUCUGCCAAUGGAGCAAAAACAAUCGCUGUGUGCUGUCCCGGGCAAAGAGCUGCACCGAGUGCAUCCGGGUGGAUAAGGAUUGCUCCUUCUGCACUGAUGAGAGCUUUGAGGAGCCGCGCUGUGACCUGCGGGAGAACCUGCUGCGCUCGGGCUGCGGCGAGGCCAGCAUUGUGUACACCCGGGGGGAGAUGAGGACACUCAAGAAUUCCAGCAUCAACACAUCCCUGCAGAGGACCCAGGUGUCCCCCCAGGCCAUGUUCAUGCGGCUGCGGGCUGGGGAGGAGAUGAGCUUCGACAUGGAUGUCUUCCAGCCCAAGGAGAGCCCUGUGGAUCUCUACAUCCUCAUGGACUUCUCCUACUCCAUGUCUGAUGAUCUGGACAACCUCAAAAGCAUGGGGCAUAACCUAGCGGACUUCCUGCAAGCCCUGACUUCCAACUACACCAUCGGAUUUGGCAAGUUUGUGGACAAAGUCUCAUCCCCUCAGACAGACAUGAGACCUGAAAAGCUGCGUGAGCCCUGGCCCAACGCCGACUCCCCGUUCUCCUUCAAGAACGUCAUCCGCCUGACCAGCAACAUCAGCGACUUCAGCCGGGAGCUGCGCAAGGAGCGCAUCUCGGGCAACCUGGACGCGCCCGAGGGCGGCUUCGACGCCAUCCUGCAGACAGCUGUGUGCAAGGAUAAGAUUGGCUGGAGAAAGGACAGCACUCACCUGCUCGUGUUCUCCACCGAGUCUGCCUUUCACUAUGAAGCUGAUGGUACCAACGUCCUGGCAGGGAUCCUGGCGAGGAACGACGAGCGGUGUCACCUGGACAGCCGCGGCACCUACGUGUACGACACCAGGCAGGACUACCCCUCCGUGCCCACCCUCGUGCGCCUCUUGGGCCAGCACAACAUCAUCCCCAUCUUUGCUGUCACCAACCACUCCUACAGCUACUAUGAGAAGCUGCACAAGUAUUUCCCCAUCUCUGAGAUCGGGGUGCUCCAAGAAGACUCUUCCAACAUUGUGGAGCUGCUCCGCACAGCCUUUGAGCGCAUCCGCUCCAAGAUGGACAUCCGGGCUGACUUCACCCCCAAGGCCCUGAAAACAGAGUUCACCUCCUCGGUGUUUGAAAAGACAGAAUCCGGCUCUUUCCACAUCACCCGUGGAAAAGUGGGCAAGUUCCGCAUGCACGUCAAGGCUCUGGAGUACGUUGGUGGGCAGCAUGUCUGCAGCCUCCCCGAGAAGGACCGGCACGGGGUCAUCCACGUGAAACCCACGUCCCUGAGCGACAGCCUCACCGUGUCCACUGCUGUCAUCUGUGAUGUGUGUCCCUGUGAGCAGCAACAAGAGUUGGACUCGCCCAAGUGCAGUUUCCACGGGAACUUUGUCUGCGGACAGUGCAUCUGCCACCCGGGCUGGCGAGGGGACACGUGUGACUGCUCCCCGGCGUCAUCCCCCAACAACGAAGCCUGCAUCCGCCCCGGGGAUGUGGAGCCGUGCUCGGGGCGGGGCGAGUGCCUGUGCGGGAAGUGCCAGUGCUACACCGAGGACCAGAUCCUGCGCUUCGACGGCUCCUUCUGCGAGUUCGAUGUCCUGCAGUGCCCGCGCACCUCCGGCUUCCUCUGCAACGACCGUGGCCGCUGCUCCAGGGGUGCCUGCGUGUGCGAGAGCGGCUGGGAGGGCCCGAGCUGUGAAUGCCCCACCAGCAACGACACCUGCAUCGACAGCCGGGGGGGCAUUUGCAAUAACCACGGCAGGUGUGAAUGUGGCAGAUGCAUCUGUGACAUGGCUUCGCUGUACACCAGCUCCACCUGUGAAAUCAGCUACUCCCUGGGCUUCCAGGCUGUGUGUGAGAGCAUCCGGGACUGCGUGCGCUGCCAGACCUGGGGGACAGGCAACCUGAAAGGCAACUGCAGCUCGUGCCAGCUCCAGAUCCAGAUGGUGGAGGAGCUGAAGAAAGAGGAGGGUGGUGAGUACUGCUCCUUCCAGGAUGAGGAUGAUGACUGCACCUACCACUACAACCUGGAGGGAGACCCCAGUGUCCUCCCCAACACCACUGUCCGUGUGCAGAAGAAUAAAGAGUGCCCGCCUGGGAGCUUCCUCUGGCUCAUCCCACUGCUCAUCUUCCUCAUCCUGCUCCUGGGGCUGCUGCUCCUGCUCUGCUGGAAGUUCUGUGCCUGCUGCAAGGCUUGCCUGGCCCUGCUUCCCUGCUGUGCACGAGGUCGCACUGUUGGCUUCAAGGAGGAUCACUACAUGCUGCGGCACAGCCUCAUGUCCUCCGACCACCUGGACACGCCCCUGGUGCGCAGCGGCUCCCUCAAGGGUCGGGACACGGUGCGCUGGAAAAUCCACAACAACGUCCACAAGCAGGGCACUGCCUCCCCCGCUGCCACCAACCCCAAGGACCUCAUUCCCUACGGGCUGUCUCUGAGGCUGGCCCGGCUGUUCACGCAGAGCCUGGGCAAGCAGGACACCCGCGAGUACGAGCAGCUGCGCAAGGAAGUGGAGGAGAACCUGAAUGACGUUUUCAAGCACAUUCCUGGCUGCCACAAGGUCCAGCAGACCAAGUUCAGGUUACAGCCCAAUUCUGGGAAAAGGCAGGAGUUCACCAUCGUGGACACAGUGCUCACUGCCCCUCACUCAGCCAAGCCAGACAUCAUCAAAGUGGUGGAUAAACACGUUUCCCACGAGGCUUUCAACGACCUGAAGGUUGCACCGGGGUAUUACACUGUGACCUCAGACCAAGAUGCUGAGGGAAUGGUGGAGUUCCAAGAGGCUGUGGAGCUGGUGGAUGUCCGUGUCCCACUCUUCAUCAGGGAUGAUGAUGAUGAUGAGAAGCAGCUGCAGGUGGAGGCCCUGGAGGUUCCCAAUGGCGUCGCAAAGAUCGGGCGCAGGGUUGUCAACAUCACCAUCAUCAAGGAGCAAGCCAGCAGCCUCAUCACCUUCCUGCAGCCAGCCUAUUCCCACAGCCGCUUCGAUAAGCUGGCCAAGAUCCCUGUCCUCCGGGAGAUCAUAGACAACGGGAAAUCCCAAGUCACCUACAGGACCCGGGAUCUCACUGCCAAGAACGGCAGGGACUACAUCUUCACGGAGGGUGAGCUGGUCUUCCAGCCUGGGGAGACCCGAAAGGAGGUGCAGGUGCCCUUGCUGGAGCUGACAGAGAUCGACACCCUCCUCAACAGCUGCCAGCUCAAGCAGUUCGCUGUCGACCUCCUCCACCCCAAGUACGGCGCCAAGAUCGGCCGCUACCCCCAGACCACGGUGACCAUUGCUGACCCAGAGCUGGUGGAUGGUGUCCCCCCGAUGACUGGCCUGGCCCAGGUCCCCCAGUCCCCCAAAGGCCGCCUGAGUGCCCCACUGAAUCCCAGCGCCCGUGCCCUCAGCUCCAGGGAAAUCAGCUUCAACUGGUUUCCUCCACCAGGAAAACUCCUGGGGUACAAGGUGAAAUAUUGGAUCCAGGGAGACCCUGAGUCAGAUGCCCAUCUCAUUGAUGUCAAAACCCCAUCAGCAGAGCUGACAAACCUUUACCCCUUCUGUGACUACGAGAUGCAAGUGUGUGCCUACAACGCCAUGGGAGAAGGGACUUACUCAGACGUCAUCCACUGCCGCACGCUGGAGGAGGUGCCCAGCGAGCCCGGGCGCUUGGCUUUCAAUGUUGUGUCUUCCACCGUGACCCAGCUGAGCUGGGCUGAGCCUGCAGAGACCAACGGGGACAUCACGGCCUAUGAAGUCAGUUAUGUGCCUGUCAACGAGGACAGUGUACCCAGUGGGCCCAUGAAGAAGGUGCUGAUUGAAGACCCCAAGAAGCGCAUGGUGCUGAUCGAGAACCUGCGCGAGUCGCAGACCUAUCGCUACAUGGUGAAGGCCAGGAACGGCGCGGGCUGGGGGCCCGAGAGAGACGCCACCAUCAACCUGGCCACGCAGCCCAAGCGCCCCAUGUCCAUCCCCAUUAUCCCUGAUGUCCCCAUCGUUGAUGCAGAGGGAGGUGAGGACUAUGAGAGCUUCCUGAUGUACAGCACAGAUGUGCUCCGCUCCCCAGCUGGCAGCAAGCGGCCCAGUGUCUCUGACGAUUCAGGCUCCAGGUGGAAAUUUGUGCCGCUGCUGGGAGAAGAGCUGGACCUUCGCCGCAUCACCUGGAGGCUCCCCCCCGAAACCAUUCCCCGGCUGUCUGGCAGCAGCCGCCUCUCCUGGGACACCGAGGGGCUCCUCCCCGAGGAGGACAGCGCUGGGGGUCCCGGCAGCGCCAGGAGGAGCGCCACGCCCCAGCCUCAAGCAGAGCACUUGCUGAAUGGCCGGGUGGACUUCUCCUUCCCUGGCAGUGGCAGUGGCACCCUGACCAGGACAGCCAACAGCAGCUACCACCAGCUGAGCACCCACGUGCACCAGGAGCACAGGGUGAUGGGCAGCUCCUCGCUGACCAGAGACUGCUCCACAGUGCUGCUGGGGCACGAUUACCCAGGGACACUCCUCCCUCCCAUCCAUGAAGAUGCUGGGAGGACACUCCUCUGGCCCCGGGACCUGGGUGUCAGGAGCAGGGCAAAGGUGAAGGGUUACUACCCCAGCAUUGGCUGUCGGGACUCUGUAAUCAUGGCUGAUGGGUCUGCAGGGAUGUGCAAGUACAUAGACUCCAGGAAGCCCCUGGGCAUCCCUGACACCCCCACCCGCCUGGUGUUCUCUGCCCUGGGCCCCACGUCCCUGAAGGUGAGCUGGCAGGAGCCGCGCUGCGACAAGGAGGUGCAGGGCUACAGCGUGCAGUACCAGCUCCUCAGCGGAGGAGAGGUGCACAGGAUCACCAUCCCAAACCCCAGCCAGAACUCCGUGGUGGUGGAGGACCUGCUGCCCAACCACUCGUACAUCUUCAGGGUGAAGGCGCAGAGUGAGGAGGGCUGGGGCCCCGAGAGGGAGGGAGUCAUCACCAUCGAGUCCCAGGUGGACCCGCAGAGCCCGCUCAGCCCCGUGCCAGGUACCCCCUUCACCCUGAGCACCCCCUGUGCCCCUGGACCUCUGGUUUUCACUGCCCUCAGCCCAGACACUCUGCACCUCAGCUGGGAGAGACCCCGUGAGCCCAGUGGGCCCAUCCUGGGCUACAGGAUCACCUGUGAGAUGCUGCAUGGAGGAGGGGAGCCCAGGACAAUCUACGUUGAAGGAGACAACCUGGAAACCACCCUGACCGUGCCCCACCUGAGCGAGAAUGUCCCCUACAAGUUCAAGGUGCAAGCCAACACCACCCAAGGUUUUGGGCCAGAGAGAGAAGGCCUCAUCACCAUUGAAUCUCAGGACAGAGGUGCCUUCUCCCAGUUUGGAGGACAGCAAUACAUGAGAGAAGUUUUCAAAUUCCCCACUGAGUACACCACCAAAACCAGUAUCAGCCAUUCCUCUCUGGAUCCCCACUUCACAGACGGGAUGCUGGUGAGCACCCAGCGCGUGGAGAACUCCAGCAGCACCCUGACCCAGGAGUUUGUGAGCCACACAGUGAUGACCAGUGGGACCCUCACCCAGCACGUGGAGAGGCAGUUCUACGAGGCCUGAGCACGAGCACCAGCAGGACUUUUGGGAUCAGGUGCCAGGAUUUUAUGGAACAACCCAAGGGUGCUUCAUCCAGGCGGUGCCUGGGCAGCUCCUCCUGCAGCACAGACCCUCUGGGGCACUCCAGGCUCUGGACUUCUCCUUUGGAGCCCAGCACACCCAGAGCUGUGGCACAGCUCAGUCUGUAAGCUCAUCCUUCAUUGGGGUGUCUCCAUUGCUUCAGCCUCUCCAGGUAAAUGGAAUGGAGUGGUUUUAUUGUCAGGUCCUCGGUUUUGAGAGGAUCUCAGAUGCCAAAAUCAUCAUUUAUAGAGGGUCACUGUUUCCAGCUUUGCUCCAGGCUCUCUGGCAACUCACCUGUCCACUGGAGAUGGUUCUUUUUUUCAGUAUGGGGGUUUUUAGGAGAGCUGCAAGGUAGGGUUUGGGGGUAACCUGUGCUUUCUUACUGCACCUGUUUGUGCCUGUCCUUUGCUGCUGGCAUUUGGUACCACAAUAGCAAAGAAUAACUUUCCAUUUGUGUUGCAUUACUUGAUGGCCUCUGAUGCUUUGGGGUUUUUUUGCAUACAAUAUUGUACAGUUUUAAUAGUAUAUAUAUAUAAAUAUAUAUAAAAGUAUUUUAUUAUUUUAUAAAAAAAUGGAGAUGGAUGAGAUCUAUGCUGAAUGUGGAGGUUACACUGGGAUUGUAGGGGAAACAUGGAUAACUGGAAGAAAUGAGUUUAGGGCUUGAUCCAAAGGCCACUUGAACCCUGUGAGGAGGCUGGUGGGCUCUGCCUUGGACCUGGUGUCCUUCAGCACCAAAGACUCCAGCAGAAUGCUGCAAGGGGCUGGAUCCACUCACUGCAGAGCAUCCCCCAGCUGGAGCACUUGGACAUGGAAGGAGGUGAGGGAUAAAGAUCAGAACUGCACUGGGAUUCCUCACACAGCUCAUGUGGAGAGAGUGAGAUUUGAGGGCAGAGGACCUUUUAAAACACUUUUUGCCCAGCAGCAACAUCCAUAAAGGGACCUGGAUCCUUCAGUAAACACAAAGGAAGAGCAAGCCUGGGAACAACAGGCACUCCCACCAUGCUGAACAAGUCUGAGACUCCUUCAGCCCCCUCACACAGACUGGGCUGGGCUGAGACCCUGCUGGACUUCAUGUCCCAGUGCUGGGCAGGAUCCCUGGGGGCUCUCUGCCCUCUGCAGGAGGAACAAACAGGCUCCCUGUCGUGCAGAGCAGUGCAAGGUUUCCCUGGUGUGUUCCACCUGCAUGGGAGCAGGUGAGGAGCAGCAGCAGCCUCUGCUCUGGGGCAGAGCUUCCAACCAAAGCAGCAGCUGCCUGAGCUCCUGGCAGCAUCACCAGCCUGCUUUGAUCUCACAAUGAACCUUGGCUUUUUUGUGGUUUUCUUUUUUAAAAUUUUCUUUUUUUUCUUUUGGACUCUGAAGAAGAGCUCACCACUAACAAUUCCCUCUCCUCUUCAGGCUUUUUAUUUCACUGGGGGAAGGGUUGUACAUCUUUCAGCCAAAGAUGGAUGGGGGUGAAUCAAUCCACAGGAUUCUCCAUGCCUGCAGAUGGAGCUGAGUCAGUUUUGAACUUGGCUCAAGGGAUCCUUCACCAGCCCUGAGGUUUUACUGUGCCUUCAAGAAGCACUUAUUUCUCCUGAGCAAGUGCCAACAGCAAGAAGCUGCCUCCCUCCUUGCUUCCUUCUUGCCUGGGCUUGGGAUUUUCUCUCCUCCUGUACAAGGACUCCAUGACCCUUUCCCUGGGCUUUGUGGUCCAGGGUCAAACACUGAGAACUGCCUAAACAGUGAGUUUCCCAAGCAUUUUAACCAAAGAUGAUCCUGUAAGAGCAGAGCAGGGCCCAGCAGCUCUCUCCAGGGAAUCAGGCCCUCCCUAUGCACUAACCCAGGCCUGUCUUUUUUAAUUUCAUCUGGUUCUUGCAGCUGGUGCUGUUUCAGCCUUUCCAAGCUGGAUCUAGAGCAGGCCUUUGAUCAGAUGGCUUUUUCUUGCACUCAAUAAAUAUUUUCUCUA